Molecule: messenger RNA, 1146 nt
Organism: Gaeumannomyces tritici R3-111a-1
Lineage: Eukaryota; Fungi; Ascomycota; Sordariomycetes; Magnaporthales; Magnaporthaceae
Exons: 2
Coding region: 74-1045 (323 amino acids)
Molecular function (GO): oxidoreductase activity
Source: RefSeq, a predicted model, not a curated record
GGUAGGUACCUACGCAGGUACCAAAAGUCUCGUGUGCUACAACCAACUCGAGCCACAACCAACGCAGACCGCAAUGCAAGACCCCGAAACCACCCCAGCCCCGGCCCCGGCCUCCUCGCCCUCCCCCACCGACAAGUACGACCCGGCCCGGCUCUUCCGCGUCCCGGGCCUGGUCGCCGUCGUGACGGGCGGCGGUACCGGCAUCGGGCGUACUAUGGCCCUGGCCCUGGCCCACAACGGCGCCCGCCGCGUCUACGUCCUGGGCCGCCGGCUCGACAAGCUGCACGAGACGGCGCUGCUGGGGCCCCGCCGCCCUUCUCCGAGCCAACCCGGCGACGGCGACGAACCCGUCAUCGUGCCCAUCCAGACCGACGUGACCAGCAAGGCCCAGCUGGCCGCGGCGGCGGCGCGCGUGGCGGCCGAGGUCGGGCACGUCAACCUCGUGCUGGCCAACGCGGGCGCGACGGGGCCGGACCUGGUCGGGGUGCUGCCGGCGACGGCGGACGGGCCGAAGCCGACGCCGGCGGAGCUGCAGCGGCACGUGUUCGAGCACUGGACCGAGGAGCGGUUCGGGCGCGUGCUCGAGGUCAACGCGACGGCGCCCUUCUUCACCGCCGUCGCCUUCCUGGAGCUGCUGGACCGCGGCAACAAGGCGGGCAACACGCCCGGCGUGCCCAGCCAGGUCGUCGUCACGGCCAGCGUGGGCUCGUACGUGCGCGCCGUGCUGGGGAAGGGGGGGAUCCCGUACAAUGCGAGCAAGGCGGCCGCGAACCACAUCUUCAAGAUGCUGGGGAAUCUGUUCCUGGGGUACGGCAUCAGGGCCAACAUUCUGAACCCGGGCGUGUUUCCGAGCGAAAUAAGCGAAAAGUUCGUCUUUGACGCCAAGACGUUCCCGUCCGCCUUCAUCCCCGCCGGGCGGUUCGGGGACGAGACCGACAUUGCGGGCGCCACCCUGUUUCUCUGUUCCAGGGCGGGGGCAUAUCUCAACGGCCUGUCGCUGCUGAUGGACGGCGGCGUGCUCACAAUGGUGCCGUCGACAUACUAAAAAAGGUAAAACGGUAGGAAGCACGGAUACCAGGGAAGCUUAUGUAUUUGACACCCAAAGCAAAUGCCAUGUGAGCAUCACACAUCUGGCUCUAUUAUCUC